Messenger RNA from Fonsecaea erecta, 1464 nucleotides. RefSeq lists its product as hypothetical. Gene Ontology annotation, biological process: proteolysis. The coding region runs from base 1 to 1464 and encodes 487 amino acids. Lineage: Eukaryota; Fungi; Ascomycota; Eurotiomycetes; Chaetothyriales; Herpotrichiellaceae. Gene Ontology annotation, molecular function: aspartic-type endopeptidase activity. The record is from RefSeq and is a predicted model, not a curated record. The transcript has a single exon.
AUGAAAUCCUCCGUUGCAGUGGUGGCCGCUGCGUUGGCGGCCCCUCUAGUCUCGGCUAUACACCUCGCUCCUCGCUCUUCCUCAAGUCCGCCCCGAACCAUCGGCCUACCCAUUGAGCGAAGACAGGUCCCCGAUAUCCUCGCCCAUGAACAGUCUCGCAUGAGAAAACGACAGACGCAACGAACCGUCUCACAAUCCCUCGACAACGAGCAAUCUCUCUACUAUGCCAACAUCACGCUGGGAACCCCCGCCCAGGCCCUCCGCCUGCACAUCGACACGGGCAGUUCGGAUUUAUGGGUCAACGUGGCCACCUCUGCCUUUUGCGAGUCUGGCCAAGACACCUGCGAGGGUGGUACUUACGAUUCGUCGGCUUCAUCAACGUAUAAGCUCGUCAAUGACCAAUUCAAUAUCUCCUACGUCGACGGCACGGGAGCGGCAGGCGACUACGUGGCCGACACCUUACAAUUCGGUGGUGUCACUCUGACAGACUUCCAAUUCGGCAUUGGCGAGUCCUCGUCCUCGCAGCAAGGUGUGCUGGGAAUUGGCUACAUGUCGAACGAAGUUCAAGUUCAGCGUGCGGGAAUGGAUGCCUAUCCCAACUUGCCCGAAGCCCUCGUCCAAGGCGGCCACAUUGCCUCCAAUGCCUACAGCCUUUGGCUCAAUGACCUGGACUCUUCGACGGGAGAAAUCCUGUUCGGUGGCGUCAACACCGAAAAGUACGAAGGAGAACUCGCCACCAUACCCAUUAUCCCCAGUAAUGGUGUCUAUUUUCAACUUGCCAUUGCCCUUACGGGCUUGGUAAGCUCGGGCACUGACCUCUCCUCCUCGUCCUCCCUACCCACUGCCGUCCUCCUCGACUCCGGCGCUACCCUCAGCUACUUGCCCAACGACAUCACCCAGUCCAUCUACAACCAGGUCCAGGCUGUGUAUCAAACCGAUGUCGGGGCCGCAUACGCUCCCUGCAGUCUCGCAUCUUCCUCUGCCACUAUCGAUUUCACAUUUUCUGGCCAAACCAUUCGCGUGCCCUACAACGAGUUGUUCCUCAGCGCGGGCACGAACAAUUUUGGUCAGCCCAUCACCUUCCAGAACGGCGAGGAGGCCUGCUUGUUCGGUAUCGCCCCAUCGCAAGGCGCAAUGGCCGUUCUUGGAGAUACCUUUUUGCGGAGUGCCUACGUGGUCUACGACUUGGCCAACAAUGAGAUCUCUCUUGCUCAAACGGUCUUCAAUUCCACGAGCAACAACAUCCAAGAGAUCACCACUGGGGAGAAAGCCGUGCCCAACGCGACUCCAGUCUCGGACCCAGUCACCGACGUGUCUGCCGGCACCGGAGGGGCCAGGCUGGGCGCUGCUCCCUCCAGCACUCCUUUGGGAGAUGCCAACUCGGGCUCCCUGGACAAGGGGAGCGCACGACCGAUGGCUGCCAUGAUUGCCGCUGUCGUGGCUGUUGCUGCACUGGUUGUAUGA